This is a messenger RNA of Arachis duranensis, 1230 nucleotides long. RefSeq lists its product as uncharacterized. The record is from RefSeq and is a predicted model, not a curated record. The coding region runs from base 70 to 675 and encodes 201 amino acids. NCBI's taxonomy places the organism in Eukaryota, Viridiplantae, Streptophyta, Magnoliopsida, Fabales, Fabaceae. The transcript is spliced from 2 exons.
AAGCUUCUGUCCACACCACACACACCCCCUAUUCAUUACAAAUUAACAUUCAAAACCUAAUUAGCCACCAUGGAGGACGAGGAGGAGGGGCCACGCUCCCCCACCGCCACCACUCUCCCCGAAGACAACGAAUUCGACGCCCCGCCCUCCUCUCCUCCGCCGGCUUUCCUUUUCCACCGCCCGCCCCUGCUGCAGCCUGCUACCGCCAUGGCGCCGCUUUACAAGCAGCGUUCCUGGUCGCCGGAUGCGUACCGCGACGAGGCGUGGCUCCGCCGCAAAGGCAACUGGAAGAACCGCCGCAGCCGUAGCGUGACGGAUGAGGACGUCAACGAGCUCAAGGCCUGCAUCGAGUUAGGCUUUGGAUUCGAGUCUUCGCCGGAGGUGGAACCUGAUCAGCGCCUCUCCGAUACAUUACCGGCGCUAGAGCUCUACUACGCCGUCAACAAGAGCUACAACAAUUCUCUCCUCUCCAGGCCCCCUGCCCCCGUCACUGUCACCGCCUCCUCAACGCCGCCGUAUUCUUCCGCUGCCUCCGACGACUGCGAGAGCACGUCUUCUUCCCAUGGCAGUCCCCACACCAUCUUCACCACCGGUGAUAAUCCGCAGACGGUGAAGACAAGGCUAAGGCAGUGGGCUCAGGUUGUGGCUUGUGCGGUGCGGCAAAACUCAGGCUGAGAAGAAGAAUUAACGAUGAUGAUGAUGAUUGCUUGUUCCGUUAAUUGGCGAUUAACCCAGGAACUAAACCAGGGUUAGCAAAGUUAACCACACAGUGUGACGUGUGCGAAAUUAUUAUUAAUAUGACGAUGACAGGGAUUCACCACCGAAUUGACGAACCCUACUAAAUACCCCCGGGGACCCCCCUAUUAACCAAACCCCAAUUGUCUCGGAACCAAACUUGUUAGUUCCUUGGCUAUUAUUAUAAUGUUGCUGUCGGCAGCUCCCCCUUUUGUAUUGUGCUUCUCCAUUUUCAUCACUUAAUUAAGGCUAGAUCUAUGUCCAUUAUAUAUACUAUCCUGCUUUGUUCACAUUUAAAUUACUUUUUUUGUUAUGGAUAUGCUAGCUAGCUGAUAGUGCUAGUUAAUUACUAUAGGUUUGUUUUAAUUGUGUCAGAACCAAUUCCCGUGUGAAAAUAUUGGUCAAAACGUGUGUAAUUGUAAUGUACUGUAUAUAUAUAUUGCCUUAGCUUGUUGGGCUUGGUGCUUGGAAUUGGAAGAAAGAAGAAUGUGACAA